Acanthosepion pharaonis is the source of this 2118-nucleotide messenger RNA. Lineage: Eukaryota; Metazoa; Mollusca; Cephalopoda; Sepiida; Sepiidae. The record is from the annotation of a GenBank genome assembly.
AUGCGUAUCAAUAUCUAUCUAUCUAUCUAUCUAUCUAUCUAUCUAUCUAUCUAUCUCAAUCUUUCUCUCUCCCUCUUCCUUAUCUAUCUAUCUAUCUAUCUAUCUAUCUAUCUAUCUAUCUAUCUAGUUGAGUCCGUUUGUGUCUAUCUCGCUAGCUAUGUUCAUAUCUAUCUGUGUAGAAAUAAUUAUCUAUCUAUCUAUCUAUCUAUCUAUCUAUCUAUCUAUCUAUCUAUCUAUCUAUCUAUCUAUCUAUUUCAGUCCUUUCAUAUCUAUCUAUCUAUCUAUCUAUCUAUCUAUCUAUCUAUCUAUUUAUCUAUGCCUGUUAAUAUCUUUCUAUCACUUCCUGUUAAUAUCUAUCUAUCUAUCUAUCUAUCUCAAUCGUCUCAUAUCUAUCUAUCUAUCUAUCUAUCUAUCUAUCUAUCUAUCUAUCUAUGUCUAUCUAUCUAUCUAUCUAUCUAUCUAUCUAUCUAUCUAUCUAUCUAUCUAUCUAUCUAUGCCUAUCUAUAUCUUUCUAUCACUAUGUUAAUAUCUAUCUAUCUAUCUAUCUAUCUAUCUAUCUAUCUAUCUAUGCCUGUUAAUAUCUUUCUAUCACUUCCUGUUAAUAUCUAUCUAUCUAUCUAUCUAUCUAUCUAUCUAUCUAUCUAUCUAUCUAUCUAUCUAUCUCAGUCGUUUCAUAUCUAUCUAUCUAUCUAUCUAUCUAUCUAUCUAUCUAUCUAUCUAUCUAUGCCUGUUAAUUUCUUUCUAUCACUUCCUGUUAAUAUCUAUCUAUCUAUCUAUCUAUCUAUCUAUCUAUCUAUCUAUCUAUCUCCCCUCACCAAGAAAAGUUGUCUUUUGACUUUAUCUUUGAACCCGUCUCAUAUUUUCUUUGAAAUCUUAUUUAACAACUCCUCCUCAUUCUUUCUUCUUCUUCUUCUUCUUCUUCUUCUUCUUCUUCUUCUUCUUCUUCUUCUUCUGUGUUUACUUUUCGUCGUAUUUUCCUUCUUCUACUGCGUAUUCUUUUUUUUUUCUUUUUCGUCUUUGUCUAUUUCUUCUCUUUUUUCUUUUUCUUCUUCUAUGCUGUUCUUUUCUUCUUCUUCUUUGGCGCUUUCUUCUUCUUCUUCUUCAUUUUCAUAUGCGCUUCAUUUUACUUUUUCUUCGUCUUUUUCUUCUUCAUCUCCGUUUUCUUUUUCUUUCUCUUUCUCUUUUUCAUCUGCAUUCAUUCUCUUCUUCUUAUUCUUCUUCUUCUUGUGUGUUUACUUUUCGUCCUAUAUUCUUUCUACUGCACUUUCUUUUUUUUUCGUCUUUUUCUUCUCUGUUUUCUUUUUCUUCUUCUAUGCUUUUCUUUUCUUCUACUUCUUCGUCUUUUUCUUCUUCUGGGCUUUCAUUUUCUUCUUCUUUUUCUUCUUCUUCGUGUUUUUAAUAUUCUUCGGCGCUUGCCUUUUCUUUUUCUUCAUUAUUUUUCUUCUUCUGUGCUUUCUUUUUCUUUUUCUUCACUAUUUUUCUUCUUCUCCUGCUCUUUCUUUCUUCUUCUUCUGCAUUUUCUUUUUCUACGUCUUUGUCUUUUUCUUCUUCUUCGUGUUUUCCUCUUUUUCCGCACGUUCCUUUUCUUUUCCGCUUUUUUCUUCGUCUUUUUCUUCUUUUGAGUUUUCGUUUUUUUUCCUUCUUCAUCUUUUACUUCUUCUGCGCUCUCAAUAUCUUCUCCUUUUUCUUCGUCUUUUUCAUCAUCUCAUGCGCUUCCCUUAUCUUCUAUAUCUUAUUCUUCUUCAUUUACGAUUUCUUUUUCUUCUUCCUCGUCUUUUUCUUCUUCUUUUGCGGUUUCUUCUUCUUCUUCUUCUUCUUCUUCUUCUUCUUCUUCUUCUUCUUCUUCAUCUGCGCUUCCUUUUACUUUUUUUUCGUCUUUUUCUUCUUCUUCUUCUUCUCCGUUUUCUUUUUUCUCUUUGUCUUUUUCGUCUACUUUCAUUCUCUUCUUCUUCUUCUUUUUCUUCUUCUUCUUCUUCUUCUUUAACCUUUAUUCAUUCUGAUAUUUCCUAUCGCAUAUUUGAACUCACUUUGGGCCAAAGAGAUUUUCUAUUUCUGAAGGUAUUUAUUCAUAUCUAUCUAUCUAUCUAUCUAUCUAUCUAUCUUUAUAUAAUAUUUUAA